AUGACCCUCCCGGAAUUACCGAUAUGGUAUCGGACCAUAUUGUUGAUACUGGCUAUCAUUUCAUUCCUUCCCCAAUUCUUGCGUAUCCAGACCAAGCAUAGCAUCACUGGAAUCUCGUCGUUCUAUAUCUUGUGCAAUUUGAUCAGCAUAACAGAGCAGUUCACCUUCUAUUACUACUUGCUAUUCAACGAAUAUGACCCUGAAGGCGGUGUUGUCUUUCUACACGAUCCCCCAAGCGCAGGGGACUGGUUUAGUCUGUGCCAGACUGCUGUUGUCUCACUGCUUUUUCUCGGAUUGUGCGAAUAUCCCCCGUUCACUUCCUCGUUUACAGGACUAGGGAUAUUAGCCAUAUUCCUCCAAGCUCGUCAGAUCUACAAAGUGCCUCUUCCUAAUGCGCUCAGCGUGCAUAGUCUAGCCAUGCAAGCUGUCGUGUUUAUGCUAGUCGCGGUGGCAUGGAUAUGGAGUGUUCCAUUCGAAUAUGAGGAGCUAUUUGGGGAUUGGAACUGGACCUCCGUUGGUAGGUGGUAUGUGUUCGCCGGAUGGGUUAUCGUGGAUGCCUUUGUCUUUGCCCUGGGUCAGGCAGCGCUCCUAGUAGUGGCUCUGCGCCGUUCGCCCGCAGCUAUUGCUAUACAAGAUGGCGAGACACAGCCGCUUUUGGGGUGA
Molecule: messenger RNA, 663 nt
Organism: Penicillium expansum
Lineage: Eukaryota; Fungi; Ascomycota; Eurotiomycetes; Eurotiales; Aspergillaceae
Exons: 3
Coding region: 1-663 (220 amino acids)
Source: RefSeq, a predicted model, not a curated record